AUGGCUCUCUCUGUUAGAAAUUUGUUUAGAACUAGUUAUUUAAGGAGAUAUAGUAAUGUAGCAUGUCAGAAUAUUGCAGAAAAAGAUUUAUCCAGACCACAUAUACCAGUAAUGAGCAAGGAGGUAUUGGAAAAUUUAAAACCAGAAGAGAACCAAACCAUUUUAGACAUGACUUUUGGGGCAGGAGGUCACAGCAGACAAAUACUAAAAUGUGCUCCUAAUAUUAAGCUGCUAGCCCUUGACAGAGAUCCAAGUGCACAUGAAUUUUCACAAUCUUUGGCUGAAGAAUAUCCUGAUCAAGUUGUACCAUUGUUAGGAAGAUUCUCAGAGCUACCACAACUAUUAAAGCAACAUAAUAUUAAACAAAAUUCUAUAGAUGGUAUAUUGUUUGACUUUGGUUGUUCAUCAAUGCAAUUAGACACUGGUGACAGAGGCUUUUCCUUAUCCAAAAAUGGACCAUUGGAUAUGAGAAUGGAUGGAAGAAGAUAUCCUGAUGAGCCAACAGCAGCAGAUGUUUUAUCAAAAGCAACAGAAGAAGACUUAUACAAAAUAAUUAAAUAUUAUGGUGAAGAAAAACAGGCAAAGAAAAUCGCAAGAGCAAUUGUGGAUGCAAGGUAUCUAUUCAAAAAAUUGACUACUACUCAGGAACUAGCUGAUUUAGUGGAAACAGUGUCCUCAGCAGAAUAUAAGUUAGAUAAAUUGCAGAGGCGUUCACAUGUGGCAACAAAAACGUUUCAGGCAUUGAGAAUUUUUGUAAACAAUGAACUGAAUGAAAUUAAUUAUGGAUUAAUAUUAGCUCAUAGGUAUUUAAAAAUAGGCGGUAGAAUUGUAACAAUAACAUUUCAUUCAUUGGAGGAUACAAUUGUUAAAAGACAACUACUAGGAAAUGUUAUUGAACAUUCAGCAAAUCCCUUGCCUUUAAAAUAUAGCAAUGUUUCUCUCAGUAUAAACAAUGAUAUUGUUAAAGCUGUAAUGGACUCCAAUUGGAAAAUGUUGCACAAGCAUGUAAUAGUUCCUAAGUUUGAAGAAGUUGACGAAAAUCCUAGGAGUAGGUCUGCUAAACUCAGGGCUGCAGUAAAAGUGAAGUAGACAUCAUAUUUGUUAUAUUUUGCAUUGUUAUAAUAUACAUGUUUUUGAAAAA
This is a messenger RNA of Aethina tumida (small hive beetle), 1141 nucleotides long. Its product is annotated as probable methyltransferase-like protein 15 homolog. Lineage: Eukaryota; Metazoa; Arthropoda; Insecta; Coleoptera; Nitidulidae. The record is from RefSeq and is a predicted model, not a curated record. The transcript is spliced from 2 exons. Bases 1 to 1089 code for a protein of 362 amino acids. Gene Ontology annotation, biological process: rRNA base methylation. Gene Ontology annotation, molecular function: rRNA (cytosine-N4-)-methyltransferase activity.